UUCGAUCAGUGACGGUAUGUGACAGUCACUAAUCAGCGCAGUGAUUGAGGAUUAUUUGAACGAAAAAAGAAAUUGUUGUCAUAGGGCAAAAUUGGCAGAACCAACGGACACCGCAAACACUGCAUCCGGACCGUCGCACGUGGUGUAGGGACCGAAGUGCAUUUUUUGGGCGGAACUCCGUGCAUCGACGGCACCCGAAAACCAAGUCUGGCCUAGAAGUGGUUUGUGCCUCGCAACGGUCAUCGCCGGUCGUCUGAGGGAAGUUGAGCCAACCUCGCUCACUCCGUUACUGCGAGAGUCCAACGCCUGACGGACUUGACAUUCGAAUGUCGCGGGCCGCCUCGGGUAAUUUGCAAGCAUGGCUGACGACACCGAGUACCUCAAGCUUUCCAUCGAGGAGCGCUUUCAACACAAGCUGUGGAAGGCCCGGGUGUCCGGCUACGAGGACGCGGCCCGGCUCUUCGGCACCCUGGACGACCCGAAGAGCCCGGAGUUCUCGCGCUUCCUGCCGCUGCUGAAGGGGGCCGUGGGCGACGCCAAUGCGGUGGCCCAGGAGAAGGGGCUGUGCGCCGUGCUGGCCUUCGUGGAGGGGUCCCAGUGUGCCGGCCGGGCCUGCGGGGACGUGUUGGCGGCCCUGGUGGCCAAGGCCCUGGCGGCGCCCCGCACACGCACCAGGGAGCUGGCCUUGGCCGUGGCCCUGGCCUACGUGGAGGCGGAGCGCCAGGAGACGGUGCUUGAGGAGCUGCUCAAGGGGUUGGACAACAAGAACCCAAAGAUUGUGGCCGCCUGCGUCGGGGCCCUGCGGGAGUGCCUGCGCCUCUUUGGGGCAGGGGUCGUGGCUCCCAAGCCCCUCUUCAAGGCCCUGCCCAAGGUGCUGGAGGACCGGGACAAGGCGGUGCGCGACGAGAGCAAGCAGCUGGCGGUGGAGCUGUACCGCUGGGUGAAGGACGCGCUGCGGCCCCUGCUGCAGUCCCUCAAGCCGGUGCAGGCGGCCGAGCUGGAGGCGGAGUUUGCCAAGGUGGCUGGGGAGGCUGCCGUGCCCGAGCGCUGGCUCCGGUCGGAGCAGGCCCGCAGGGCGCAGUGCACGGAUGCGCCGGAAGACGGGACGGACGGCGGCCCGGACGCGGUGGAGGGCGAAGCCGUCCCCGCGGUGGACGCCUACGAGCUGCUGGAGGCCGUGGACGUGCUCUCGAAGCUGCCCAAGGACUUCUAUGAGCAGCUGGAGGCGAAGAAGUGGCAGGAGCGCAAGGAGGCCCUGGAGAAGCUGCUGGAGCUGGCCGGCCUGCCCAAGCUGGAGGCCGGGGACUACGGGGACCUGGUGAAGGCCCUGCGGCGGACGGUGUCCAAGGACUCGAACGUGGUGGUGGUGGCCCUGGCGGCCCGCUGCCUGGCGGGCCUGGCCCUGGGGCUGCGGCAGCGCUUCCACCCCUACGCCCACUCCUGCGUGGCCACCUGCCUGGACAAGCUGCGCGAGAAGAAGCCCGCCGUGGUGGCCGCCCUGCGGGAGGCCCUGGAUGCGGCCUUCGCCCAGAGCUCCCUGGAGGCUGUGCUGGAGGAGCUCACCGGGGCUCUGGAGGGCAAGAACCCUCAGGUGAAAGCGGAGUGUGCCGCCUUCCUGGCGCGGGUGUUUGCCCGCUCCAUGCCGGCGGCCCUGAACAAGAAGCUGCUGAAGGCCCUGUGCUCCUCCCUGCUGAAGACUCUGAACGACUCCGACCCCACGGUGCGGGAGCCCUCUGCCCUGGCCCUGGGCACGGCCAUGAAGGUGGUCGGGGAGCGGGCCGUGGCCCCGUUCCUGGCCGACCUGGACUCCUUCAAGAUGGACAAGGUGAAAGAGUGUUGCGAGAAGGCGGAGAUCGUUGCGCCGCCGGCCCGCAAGGGAGCCCGCAAGGUCGCCGCUGUUUCCUCGGCCAAGUCUGAGCCAGAGCCAAAGCCGGAGCCAAAGGCGCCGCAAAGGAAGGCGACUUCGUCCGCCCCCAAGCCUCGCGCACCCACUUCCAAGGUGACGGCCGCCAAGGGUUCCUCGGCGCCCAAGGGGAAGGUUUCGGGCACCAGCAAGCCAGCUAUCGGCAAUGGCGUCCCUUCCAAGCCGGCCUUCACAGAGUCUGCCCUGGGGGAGGAGGAAGUGCAGGAGAGGGCGGCGGCCAUCUUCCCGGAGGACACCCUGGCCGCUCUGUGCAGCGCCAACUGGAAGGACCGCCUGGCCGCUGUGGAGAGGAUGCGCGAGGUGAUGGACACUCUGGAAGGAGAGCUGCCCGUGCAGGUGAUUGUCCGGACCCUGGGGCGCAAGCCGGGCCUCAGGGACACCAACUUCCAGGUACUGAAGCUGAAGCUGGAGGCCCUGUGCUGGGUGCUGGGGCGUGGCGGGGUGUCCCCCUGCACGGCGGAGGCCUGCCUGGGCGACCUGGUGGACAAGCUGGGCGACGCCAAGAACGGGGCGGGGGCGGGGGCCGCCCUCACGGCCCUGGCCGAGGCCACCUCCCUGGAGGCGGUGGGGCCCCAGGUGGCCGCCCUCUGCUUCGCCCAGAGGAACCCCCGCAACCAGAGCGAGGCCCUGCUCUGGCUCGCCAACGCCAUCCGGGAGUUCGGGCUCAGGGUGCCUGUGAAGGCGGCGGUGGAGCACGUGCGCACGGGCCUGGGGGCCUCGAACCCUGGGGUGCGCUCGGCCUCCCUGUCCCUGGCCGGGGUGCUCUACCUGCACCUGGGCCCCAGCCUGCGCACCCUCCUGGAGGGCGAGAAGGCCAGCCUGCUCCAGCUGCUCGACGCCGAGCUGCAGAAGCUGGAGGGAGAGAAGCCCCCAGCACCGGUGCGGGGUCCCGCCGUGGCUAUGGCGGCGGCGGCGGACGGUUCGGGUGACUGCGGGACGCCGGAGGACGAGGGUCCAGCGCUGGAGGACCUCGUGCCUCGCACUGACAUCAGCGGCCAGCUGACGGAGUCGUUGCUGUCCGAGCUGGGGGACAAGAACUGGAAGCAGCGGCAGGAGGCCCUCUCCCGGCUGGCCGGACUGCUGGACCAGGCCAAGUUUGUGGAGCCCAGCCUGGGAGACGCCCCGGCCGCUCUCAGAGCUCGCAUGCUGGACCUCAACAAGAACCUGGCGAUCCAGGCCCUGAACAUCUGCCAGCGCCUGGGGGCGGCCCUGGGCCCCCACUGCGCCCCCCACGUGGUGGUCCUGGCACCCGGCAUGCUGGCCGCACUCGGGGACACCAAGCCGUUGGUGCGAGCGGCGGGCCUGGCGUGCCUCAACGAGUGGGCGUUGCACGUGAAGCUGGGUGCCUUCUUUGACAACGAGAUGAUGAAGGAUGCCCUGAAGACCGAGAACCCCCUGCUGCGCACAGAGCUGUUUGGCUGGCUGGCAGGGCGGCUGGCGGAAGAAGGCGUGGCCCGGGGGGCGGUGUCGGGGGCGGAGCUGGCGGCCUGCCUGCCCCAGCUGUACCAGUGCCUGGAGGACCGGAGUGGGGAGGUGCGUCGGGCGGCCCAGGAGCUCCUGCUGCCCUGCAUGCUGCACCUGGGCUACGAGUCCAUGGCCCGGGCCACCUCUAGGCUCAAGGCGUCCUCCAAGAGCCUGGUCACGGCCCAGCUGGACAAGGUGCGUCCCCAGCUGCCGGCCAGGGUGCUUCCCAAGGGCCGGGCGACCAUCGUGCGGGGGGGCAGUGCCCCGCACCCCCCGCAGCCCCCGGCCAGCGAGGGGGUCGCCUCCCCCGAGGAGGACCAGGGGCCCCGGCCCCCCAAGGGCCCCCCCAGGGGAGCCAGGGUGGCAGCCAAGCCGGCCUCUGCGGGCAAGCCCCGCAAGGAGGAGGAGCCCGACCUGGGGCCCCUGCUCGCGGUGAACGCCCUCAAGGAGCAGAGGAUCGCCUACGAGCGGGCUCUCAAGCUGCUCAAGUGGAACUUCACGUCGCCCCGGGAGGAGUUCCACCAGCAGCUGAAGGAGCAGAUGGUGACCGCCGCCUGGGCCCCCCACCUGGUGGCAGCCUGCUUCAGCACCGACUUUAAGAUGCACCUCAGGGCGCUGGACAUGCUCACCGAGUUCCUGUCGAGCGAGGGCGGCCUGGAGGGCACACGAGCCAGCCUGGACCUGGUGCUCAAGUGGCUGACGCUGCGCUUCUUCGACACGAACCCGAGCGUGCUGCUGCGCUCCCUGGACUACCUGCAGGCCCUGUUCGGGGCCCUGGCCGAGGCCGGCUACCGCAUGCACGACCUGGAGGCAGCCUCCUUCCUGCCCUACCUCGUGCUCAAGGCGGGGGACUCCAAGGACACGGUGCGGAAGGGGGUGCACGACAUCCUGCGGCGGGUGUGCAAGGUGUUCCCGGCCUGCAAGAUGUUUGGCUUCCUGAUGCAGGGCCUGGCCUCCAAGAACGCCCGCCAGAGGGCCGAGUGCCUGGAGGAGCUGGGCCACCUGGUGGAGGUGUUUGGCGUCUCUGUGUGUGAGCCCUCGCCCCCUGUGGCCCUGCGGGAGGUGGCCCGUCACAUCUCGGACAGGGACAAUGCGGUGCGCAACGCCGCCCUCAAUUGCGUGGUGCAGGCCUACUUCCAGGAGGGAGAGCGCGUCUACAAGCACGUCGGACAGCUGUCCGACAAGGACAAGUCCUUGCUGGAAGAGCGCAUCAAGAGGGCCUCCCGCAGCCGGCCCCUCCAGCCGACCCCCCCCAGGGAGGAGGUGCCCAGGGCCCCCCCCGCCAGGCCCCAGUCGGCCAUCUUCACUCCCAGCCCAGAGGCUCCCGAAGUGGUGCACAGGAGGCCCCAGAGUGGAGCGGGUGCCCGUCCACGAUCGGUGGGGCUGUUCAGCUGCGACGUGGAGAAGCUGGUGCGGGAGGCCGUGCAGCCACCCACGACUGAAGCCCGGCUCAGGGAGGUGGACACGGACGACAUCUUCGCCGCAGAGCCGGCCUUCCGGCUGCCGCACACGCGUCCAGGCGUGGGCGGGACUCCCGUGCUGCUGCGGCAGGGCACCCCCGACGGUGGCUCACUCAACUUUGUCAUGUCCCAGCUGGCAGCCCAGGAGAUUCCCACGGUGCUGGACGCCCUGGCACAGGUGGAGGCCCUCUUAGAGGCCGGGGAGGAGGGGGGCCUGGCCCAGCGAGGGGACCAGCUGGUGACGAUGGUGGCCCUGCAGUACCGGCUGCUCACCAACAAGCACCUGGGGGACGACACCCUGGCUCGUGCGGACGUGGUCACCCUCUACCUGCGCAUCUCCCAGCUCCUCUCCAAGGUGUUUGACGGAAGGCCCCUGGGGCGGCGGGUGAGCCGGGACAUCCUGCGGGACCUGGUGCCCCAGCUGCUGGCGGUGCUGAUCGACCGGCGGGUGGGCCAGCUGGGACAGGGCCCCCAGGUGCUCAGGGCCACCAACCUGCUCACCCUGAACAUCAUCCGCAACGGCCAGCCGACCUGCGUGCUGGGGGCCCUGAUCAAGCACCUGCACGACUGCGUGGCCAGCAUGAGCAUCACCGAGAAGUACCUCGACCUGGUCAUCAAGUGCCUGUGGAAGCUGAUGGGGCGCCUGGAGCAGUGUGCCCCGCAGCUGGACCUGGACCUGGUGCUGCUGGACGUGCACCUGUUCCUGCGGGCCUACCCGGCCCCCUUCUGGGAGGGCCGGCCCUCGGACACCCCCCUGCGCACCGUGCGCACCCUGCUCUACAAGCUGGCCGCCCUCGAGGGGCACCGGCUGCUGCGGCACGCGGAGCUGGUGGCGGGCCACGAGGACUCUGCCCUGGUGCACACGGUGGCCAAGAUGAUCAAGCUGCACGCGCGCAAGAGUGCGGAGCUGGCCGCCACGCAGCGCAGCACGCCGGGGGACGAGUCCUGCAACAAGGACAAUGCGGUGCAGCAGGAGUUCAAGAACGCCGUGCACAAGGCGGACACGGAGGGGCAGCUGGACGAGGGGGUGCAGGAGCUGCACCGGCUGCGGCUGCGCUUCCCGGACUUCGACCUGGAGGGGGUGCUGCGCCACCGGCCCUCUCGGCUGCGGGACCUGGUGCGAGCCCGGCUGGCGGAGCUGGACGGACGGCCGCCCGGCUCCAACGUGGCCCACGUCCUGCCCUUGCCCCAGGGGGACUCCAACCGCCGCCGAGGGACGUCUCGGGGUUCGGCCUUCCGUCUGCCGGCGGACCUCUCCCGCUGGGGCCCCAAGGAGUGGCUGGCACGCACCAGGGCCAUCCUGGACUACGGGGGCUUCGACGGCGGCGGAGUUGACCUCUGCCCCGACCUCGGGGCGAGACCCGACCCGGAGGAGCCCCUAGAGACGGCGAGGGCACGGCACGCCCGGAUGGUUCGGGAGAGCGAGGACAUGGCCACCAGGGUGGUCCGCCUCCUGGAGGGACAGCAGUGACUCUGCACGCUCGGACACUGCCCGCUGUACAGCGUGCUUCGCUUCACUAUUUAUUGCUGACUGGGGACUGGCUUUUUAGUAUCUAUGUGUUCAUUUCCUUUUGUUUCUUCCAUCCUUUAGAGCGUAAGAUGUACAGUAAGCGCCGUUUUAAUGCCUUUUAUCCCGUCUAUUAAAUGGAUGUGUUCUCCUUCAA
Ixodes scapularis (black-legged tick) is the source of this 6512-nucleotide messenger RNA. RefSeq names its product cytoskeleton-associated protein 5 (gene msps). Gene Ontology annotation, cellular component: spindle pole; microtubule plus-end; centrosome. Bases 359 to 6319 code for a protein of 1986 amino acids. The record is from RefSeq and is a predicted model, not a curated record. Gene Ontology annotation, molecular function: microtubule plus-end binding; microtubule plus end polymerase activity. Gene Ontology annotation, biological process: mitotic spindle organization; establishment or maintenance of microtubule cytoskeleton polarity; centrosome duplication. The transcript has 33 exons. Lineage: Eukaryota; Metazoa; Arthropoda; Arachnida; Ixodida; Ixodidae.